Molecule: messenger RNA, 1953 nt
Organism: Macrosteles quadrilineatus (aster leafhopper)
Lineage: Eukaryota; Metazoa; Arthropoda; Insecta; Hemiptera; Cicadellidae
Gene: Srp68
Product: signal recognition particle subunit SRP68
Exons: 13
Coding region: 116-1876 (586 amino acids)
Biological process (GO): SRP-dependent cotranslational protein targeting to membrane
Cellular component (GO): signal recognition particle, endoplasmic reticulum targeting
Molecular function (GO): signal recognition particle binding; 7S RNA binding; endoplasmic reticulum signal sequence receptor activity
Source: RefSeq, a predicted model, not a curated record
UCACUCGUUUAGUCGUUUUUCGGUUUUUCGUUUUAGCGUCCGCUUCUGCUAGAAGAAGAAUAUAGUUUUGGGAGUUUAUUAUCAUUUUUAAGUUAAUCCAUACUCUCAAUAAAACAUGGUAGAAGUUAUGUACGACGGUGAAGAGCAAACAAAACAAACGGAGACUCCAGAAUCAGGUUCGACGGCAUUUAUUACGCUCGAAAUUUUAAAAGUGAUCAAGGAUGCUCAACAACAGCAUGGUCUUCGCCAUAGUGACUACCAGCGUUACAGGGGAUACUGUACACGGAAGAUCCGGAGACUAAGGAAAGUUUUGAAAAUCCCCCAGGGAGACAAAAGGCAUUUUAAACGGCGAGAUGUUACUGAGGAGAAGGUGAAGGAUGAAAGGUACCUGCUGAUCCCACUGAUGUUGUCUGAGCGAGCCUGGAGUCACGCCAUGCAGCUGCGUCAGGAGGCCAACACUGAGCCGAGGAAACGCUUCCACCUGGUUCAGAGACUUCGCAAGGCUACCAUCUACGCACUGCAGCUGCAGAAACUCUGCGAGUCUGAAAAGUGUGAUGCUCGCACAAAGCUUGAAGCUCAGGCCUAUGUUGCAUGGAUCCACGGUUCUCUCCACUUUGAACUGCAGAUGUGGAAACCAGCCAUGGAAAAUCUCAACAAAGCCAAAAUGGUUUAUGAAAAGCUGAUCUCUGCUCUGAGUGAGGAGGACCAACCUGUCUACAAGCAGCGAUGUGACGAGCUUGCGCCUAGUCUGCGUUACUGCGCUUACAACAUAGGUGAUGCAGCGGCCAUGGACGACCUACUGUCUCUGCGCUCUCAUGCACACGGCGAUCUGCUAGAUAACUUGGAUACUCUCAUGGCACAGACUAAGGAACGUAAGUCCGAGGCGCUGAGCGAGACUACAUGGCGCGGCCGCACAUUCCCUGUCAAGCCAGAGAGAGUCAGACUGUUCCUGCUGGCUGACAGAGCACUAGAUGCCAGUUUGACUGGUACAUCGUCUGCUACGGAGCGUAUUGAGCAGCUAGAGCGCCAUCUGAUGGAUUGCAAGGACGCUCUCGCAGCCGCCAAGGAAGAAGUCAAGAAUGAUCCGGCCAGCAAGAGUCGCAGUGGUGGACCAGUGACUCCGAUGCAACUGUUGGUCUCCUACCUGACUCAUAUUCGGGUACACAGGACCAUCCAGAGGACCAACCUCAUGGUGGAGGCUGCUAAGGCUGCACUUGCUGACAAGUCUGAGACGGAGGGACGCAAGACUAAGCCGCAGGACUUGACCAGACUGUACGAGAUCAUUCUGCAACAUUUGCUGGAACUGCAGCAGUUGCCCGGCCUGGAGGAGGACCAGGAGUACCAACGCGAGGUGGAGGCCAAGACACUGGCUUACAAAGCAUUCAGGUGUUUCUACAUUGCAGAGGUACUUGCUGGGUUGCGCCGCUGGAGGGAGGCUGGAGCUAUGUACCAACGGGCUGAGAGCUACGCUAGCAAGGCCCAGUCUCAGGUGCCAGAGAUGAAGGUGGCACUGACCCAGCUGAUAGAAGAAGUGGACGGAGCUCGCUACAGCAGUCUGGCCCACGCUGUGUUGGAGGAUGACUCUAGCGACACACCUUCACAGGCAGUCACCAGCAAGGCCAAGAAGAAGAUUCCGCUCAUUGACAGGCUGGACGAGUACCGUGAAGACCCUGCUUUGGCUACCAAGCAGCCCAAUGUGGUGAAGCUGCCUCCUGACAUGCAGCCUGUCCCAUGUAAACCUCUGUUCUUCGACUUGGCCCUCAACCUCAUCAAGUACCCAAACCUAGAGGACAAAGUAGACAAUGCUGGCAAGAAAGGAAACCCUGCUGGCCUCACUGGCUUUGUCAAGGGACUCUGGGGUUGGGGCAACAAGUAGGGUCCAAUGUUCUUCUUUCAUAUUGUGGCAAUGGAAUAGGAUUUUAAUGUUGAAAUACACUUUUUGUUUACUUUGAA